AUGGCCCGCCGAAGAACAGGCUGCUUGACGUGUCGGAAGAGAAAGAUCAAGUGUGAUGAACGCCGGCCGCUUUGUCGUAACUGCCAAAUAUCCAACCGCGAAUGUGUCGAAUGGGCCUCAGGUUUUCAGUUGGAACGUCAAAACGAUCCCCCCGCUCGCCACCUUCCGUUUUCGCGGCCGUUAAAGUUCAGACCCCCGUUGUCUCAAUUUCAGCGAAAGAAGACGGCCUCCAAACGACUAGAUCUGGAUCCUGAGAGAGACGCGCCAUCCAGCAAGGAAAUCACCCUCUAUCGACUCGCCGACCGAAAGGACGACGCCUCUUCCUGCCUGCCUACUCCGUUUCCCGUCUCUCCGGCUGAAAGGCUGGCGGGUAGAGUGUGGGAUCUGCUGCAGAACGGGUCCGGAACCGGCUUCAGCCCACUGUACUUUGGUGACUAUUUUCAAGAACUUCCCAGAUUCAUUGGGAGAAGCGUAUGCCUGGAUGCGGCGGUGGAAUGUUUCCUGCUUACGCAGCAGCGACUCGGCACCGCCAGGUCUCUAGACUACCGCGGGCAGCUGCAACACUAUGGGCGAGCUCUCAAACUCUUGCGGCACGAGCUUGGAACGCUCCAAGUGCACAACAGGCGAACAGAGACCCUGGCCGCAUCGGUUGUCCUGCUUGCCUCGGAGGUCAUGGACAACUCUUUGUCAAGCCACGCACACCUCCCACACGUAGAUGGUGCGUCAGCCUUGAUGCGCGCCUACGGUCCGGACUUCUUCAAUUCUCGGUUUGAAUUACAGCUCUUCUACUCUCUUAUCCCCAUCAUUGUCUCCAGGUCGUUGGAGCGGAAUACCGAGUGCUUUGUCGGCGCCCCGUCGUGGCUGGUGCUUGAAAACAAAAUCCCGUCAGAAUGGGUGGAGACUCGGAUCGAAGCUCGAAUCCUCCACACAUACACCAAAAUCCCCACGUUCUUGCAGGCGGUUCGCAAAUGGAGGAAUGCCGCCUUCACCGACAUCCCAGGCCAUGUCCUGAUUGACCUUAUAAGCCUCCGGCAGCAUCUGCUCGAUCUGGGAGAGGCAAUCACGGAUUUCAUCCAGACUUCGGGUUUAAUGGCCGAGCUUCCUUGCAUAUCCAGACCGCCCGGACCAUCCACAUACUAUCUGUUCAAGGACAUCCACCUUGCGGAAGGAAUCUCGAUCUAUUUCAGGAUGGUGAUACUCGUGACCAGAGGCCUUUCCCAGCUGCAGUUAUCCCAGCCAGCCGAUCGAGAAUGGUCAAGGCUGGCAUCUGCCCAGCUGUGCAUGUCGGUCGAGCAUGAAAGAGUCCAGGCACCAAGCGGGGCGCUCUUUACAUCGCUGACCUUGAAAGUGGCCAGGAUUGCCUGUUCCGAUGACCUGGUGGACUGGAUUGAAGACCGACUCCGACAGGUUGAGGACUGGCUGGAUCCGUCACUGAAGAAUCUACUGUCUCUUUUCGACACGUGGUUGGAUAUUUGA
Messenger RNA from Capronia epimyces CBS 606.96, 1476 nucleotides. RefSeq lists its product as uncharacterized. Gene Ontology annotation, molecular function: zinc ion binding; DNA-binding transcription factor activity, RNA polymerase II-specific. The record is from RefSeq and is a predicted model, not a curated record. The transcript has 4 exons. Bases 1 to 1476 code for a protein of 491 amino acids. Gene Ontology annotation, biological process: regulation of DNA-templated transcription. Lineage: Eukaryota; Fungi; Ascomycota; Eurotiomycetes; Chaetothyriales; Herpotrichiellaceae.